Messenger RNA from Symphalangus syndactylus (siamang), 1188 nucleotides. Its product is annotated as nuclear nucleic acid-binding protein C1D-like. Gene Ontology annotation, biological process: maturation of 5.8S rRNA; regulation of gene expression. Gene Ontology annotation, cellular component: nucleolus; exosome (RNase complex). NCBI's taxonomy places the organism in Eukaryota, Metazoa, Chordata, Mammalia, Primates, Hylobatidae. Gene Ontology annotation, molecular function: RNA binding; DNA binding. The record is from RefSeq and is a predicted model, not a curated record.
CAUGGCUGCAGCACCUCCCCGGGAGCGCGCUUCAGGACACCGUCGAGCGCGAGCGCGGAGGCAGGGCCAGGGCGGGCCCGCGCUCCCUCGCCAUCCCCGCAGGGAGGAGAUGGUGCAGAUGGGGUUUCACCAGUUGGCCAGGCUGGUCUUGAACUCCCGACCUUGUGAUCUGCCCACUUCGGCCUCCAAAAGAGCUGGGAUUACAGAACUGGUUUCAAAAUAAAAGAGCCAGACCACCACCUAGAGAGAGACGCAGAAUGUUCGCUGCCAGGAAACUGCGUGAUUCCUCUGCCGAAGGCCACCCAUUUACAAGAAUCCAGGAAAAGCAGGAUGAGACCCUUACCAGAAGCCAACCAGCUGCGGCCCAUGGACUGUGGACUUCCCAGCCUCCAGCACUGUAAGAAAUAAAUUUCAUUACAUGGAUGUCUUACAUGAUGAAAAAAAAAAAAAUGCCAGGUGCGGUGGCUCAUGCCUGUAAUCACUGCAGCCCUGACUCUCAGCCUCAAGUGAUCUCACUCCAGCCUCCUGAGUAGCUGGACUACAGGAAUUUUACUUCUGUUGAAAAAAGGGCUAUAAGAUGCAAUUAUAAUAAAUGUAUUUCUGGGAAUGUAGAGAAAUACAUUUAAAAGACUCAGUUCUAGAUCCGGCACGUCAUUGACGUCAUCGUUGCCCGACGGCUUUCUAGGAGACUGGAGUCGAAUGCCGUGAAUCAGCCAUAAUGGCAGCUGAAGAAAUUAAUGAGGACUAUCCAGUAGAAAUUCACGAGUAUUUGUCAGCGUUUGCGAAUUCCAUUGAUGCUGUGGAUGAGAUGCUGAAGAACAUGAUGUCUGUUUCUAGAAAUGAGUUGUUGCAGAAGUUGGACCCACUUGAACAAGCAAAAGUGGAUUUGGUUUCUGCGUAUACAUUAAAUUCAAUGUUUUGGGUUUAUUUGGCAACCCAAGGAGUGAAUCCUAAGGAACAUCUAGUAAAGCAGGAAUUGGAAAGAAUCAGAGUAUAUAUGAACAGAGUCAAGGAAAUAACAGACAAGAAAAAUGCUGGCAAGCUGGACAGAGGUGCAGCUUCAAGAUUUGUAAAAAAUGCCCUCUGGGAACCAAAACUGAAAAAUGUAUCCAAAGUUGCCAAUAAAGGAAAAAGUAAAAGUUAACUUUUUGGAUUUGAUAUACACAUAUUCAAAAAGUACAUCUUUUU